This is a messenger RNA of Exophiala oligosperma, 2550 nucleotides long. RefSeq lists its product as uncharacterized. The coding region runs from base 288 to 1730 and encodes 480 amino acids. Lineage: Eukaryota; Fungi; Ascomycota; Eurotiomycetes; Chaetothyriales; Herpotrichiellaceae. Gene Ontology annotation, biological process: regulation of DNA-templated transcription. The record is from RefSeq and is a predicted model, not a curated record. The transcript has a single exon. Gene Ontology annotation, molecular function: protein binding; sequence-specific DNA binding; zinc ion binding.
GUCAGACCACAUCCCCUCCCCUCGCCCAUUUCUCGCUGUCUGCUCGUAUCCAGAGUCUCCCUGGGGCCAUCUCGCUUACUUUCUCCGGUACAGGCUGAGAUUGUCCAACACACGCAACGCCAUAGAUCUCGAUUCAAGCAUAGCGCACCACUAAGUUGCAUCCUGACCAGGCUUGAGUGGAAGAAGAAUCCUCUCUCCGACUGGGUCCCAACGUCGCUUGACCUAUCCUGAAUUCUCUACACCGAUAUCAACGUCCACUGCAGACCCACCAAAUACACGCACGCAAUAUGGCGUUCCAGACUAACGUGGACUCGUUCAAUCUCCAGGCCGAUAUGUCAGAUCCCUCCCUGCUCGCCCACACAGAUAUGAGUGUAUAUCCCGAUGCUCUGUCUCUAGACCUGACUCCCAUGCCAUCCACCCCUUUCGAUAUGAUGGGAUCCCUACCGCCGGCAUUGCUGAAGGAGAACUCCAAUCAGACCGAUUCUCCCAGUACGGUCGCGACCAACGGCGUAGGGGCUGGACCUCUACCCCCGGAUUUCGGUCGGCUGGCCCAAGGCUCUAGCAGCAAUUUGACCGAGUUCACGAAGCGACGCAAUUGGUCUCAACGGGUCCUCGAGGAGCUUAAGGAUCUGCUGUACAUCCUUACCCCUGACGGUCGGAUGCUUUAUGUAUCCCCCUCGGCGAAAGCUCUCACGGGAUACGACCCCGAAGAUCUCUUGGGUAAGUCGAUGCCUGAGUUCGUCCAUCCCGACGACCAGGGACUGUUUAUUCGCGAGUUCAACGAAAGCAUCGCGACUGGGAACGCGUUGCGGUUCUACCACCGCUUUCGUACGGCAGAGGACAAGUACAAGAUUUUCGAGUGUCACGGCCAUCCGCACCUGACCCAGGACACGUCGGGACUCGAGUUGUCCGGCACACCUGUUGGGUCGGCCGGGAUCUGUAGAGGGUUCUUCAUGAUGGCACGGCCUUAUCCCAGUAGAAACUCGGAACUUCUCGAUUCUUUUCUGGAGCACAAAAUCGAAAACAUCCGGCUACAGGCGCGGAUAGCUGCCCUCAGAAAGGAAGAGGCAGAAGAGACCGAUGGCCAAGGCGAGCAGUAUCACAAGCCAGCCGGAGCUUCAAGCUCCAACAGGACGCGCUCCAACUCGGCAGAGAUAAGCCCGGCGUCGCCAUCGGUACAUUCAAACACCGAUUAUUCUGGCAUGCCACCGCCCGCAAAGCCUACUGUGUCCAACAUUGCUCUCACGCGGGAAGCCUUGGACGAGGCCAACGCGUUUGCGAGACCGGACAGUAUAAGAGACAAGAUGGCACGUUACGAAGGUUCUUCGCACGUCGACUCGAUCGAGAUGUUCACCGGUCUGCGGUACCGCGAGGGCGAGCGGUCACAUGGUAUAUCAACCGGCGGCACAUCUCCGGCCUUGAUUCGCGGCGAUGCCGGUAUCCACAUCCCCGUCGACAAAGCCGAGUCGCGGUACUCGUACUCGGACAAGAAGCACAAGAAAGUCAAAAGCGCGGAUGAAUACGUCUGCACGGACUGCGGCACGCUCGACAGUCCGGAAUGGAGAAAGGGACCCAACGGGCCCAAGACGCUGUGCAAUGCUUGCGGGCUGCGGUGGGCGAAGAAGGAAAAGAAAAAGUCUGGUCCCAUUGGUCCUGAUGGUGCGAAUUCCGAAUCAAACACGGGUCCUCUGAAUGGUGUCGACAUUAAAGAUUCACAAUCAAAUGACUAGAGACUUUCUUUGAUCGGGUCACUUUUGAAAGUGUGCCGUUGGACAACACCGAGUCAGUCUCGGACGACGACACUUGAAGAACAUGAAGAUGAUCACGAUCAUGGAUAUGAUGAUGUCAAAAGUGCGUGUGCCAUACACCCCGUUGUCCCGCGCCCUCGCUCUCUCCAGCUCUCUCCAACAGUCGUCACGGACUGAACUCUCGCGGGCUCGCCAUCCGAAGCUCGGCGGUAUUGUUGAGACCUGUGUCUACCUAUAUAUCAUUCCCCUUCAUGAAGAAGAACAAGAACCACCACAGGCGCCUAGGCGACAGUUUCUGCCCUGCCUUUUCUGAUGGUCUGCAUAUUCUCCAUCGGUAUCGACUCGCCACAUCGACAUUGUUAUCAUGACCUCUCUUACAUCGAGGCGUCUAUAUCAUCCAUGGGAUUAUUUUUUUUAUCUUUCUUUUCAUGGCUUUUGCAUGGACGAUGUUCCGACAUCCACGGCGUCAUUUGCUACACGGCAUCAUUGCAUAUUUCGGGCUUUCAACAGGGAGUACACCGGCCGUGCUCUCCGUCACAUAUGGACAUGAACGUGACCGCUUGAGAGAUACUAGGAAGGAGGAUAAGGGACGGCGCAGCAUGAUAUUGUCACGAACCAGAGAGGGUCAUGUCUGGGGAAGAAAUGGAAAUGACCAUGCAAUUGUUUCUGAUGACGCUAGAGUGAGUCCUACUAGAGAUCGACGCAUACGAAACAUGAUUAUAGGUAUGAAUAGAGAUUGGCACUUCGAAGCAUAGCUCCUUGCCUAUUCAAGGUAGUAGUAGUAAUACAUGUCUACGGAGAA